Molecule: messenger RNA, 1524 nt
Organism: Diaporthe citri
Lineage: Eukaryota; Fungi; Ascomycota; Sordariomycetes; Diaporthales; Diaporthaceae
Exons: 5
Coding region: 1-1524 (507 amino acids)
Biological process (GO): DNA replication, synthesis of primer
Cellular component (GO): alpha DNA polymerase:primase complex
Source: RefSeq, a predicted model, not a curated record
AUGCCUCAUUCCACGUCUCCUGCAUCCACUCCUCCUGUUCCCACACCAACGAGUGAGGACGAGCUCGAGCAAAUGGAACAGGACUCUCCGGCCAAGAAUGAGACCACCACCGAGAUCACGAUGGCUGAGGUGAAUGCCCUGUGCCUAGAGGAGGAGCCAAAGAAGGAGGUUAAGCUAGACGACCUGUUCGCAGAUGUCGACUCGGACGACGACGAAUUCCCAAAGUCGUCUGAAACACCGGAUGAUGGCGCCCCGAUCAAAGACAGCGCAAGUGACCCCGAGGUCAUGCGCAGCUUCUACCAACGUCUCUUCCCAUGGCGACAUCUGUUUCAAUGGCUGAACCAUAGCCCCACACCAACCAACGACUUUGGCCACCGAGAAUUUGCCUUCACGUUACAGAACGAUGCCUACUUGCGAUAUCAGUCCUUCCAGACGGCAGAUCUCAUCCGCAAAGACGUCUUGCGCCUCCUGCCCUCUCGUUUCGAAAUCGGCCCCGUCUACACCACCAACCCACGCGACCGGAAACAGCUCAAGAACCUGUCCGCCUUCCGGCCCCUGGCCAAAGAGCUCUGCUUCGAUAUCGAUCUAACAGAUUACGACGACAUCCGGACAUGCUGCGACAAGGCAAACAUCUGCAUCAAGUGUUGGCAAUUCAUCACUAUGGCCAUCCAAGUGGUAGACAAGGCGUUGCGUGAUGAUUUCGGCUUCAAGCACAUUAUGUGGGUUUACUCGGGUCGACGUGGUGCCCACGCCUGGGUCUGCGAUAAGAAGGCGCGGACUAUGGAGGACCAGAAGAGGAGGGCCGUGGCAGGAUAUUUGGAGGUUCUCAAAGGUGGUGCACAAAGUGGGAAGAAAGUAAACGUCAGGAGACCAUUGCACCCACAUUUGACACGGAGCCUGGACAUUCUGGCCCCGCACUUUGCAGAGGAUGUUCUUGAGAAGCAAGACCCCUGGGACACCGACGAUCGGGCAGAAAAGCUUCUGCAACUGUUGCCGGACAAAACCCUCAAUGACUCCCUGCGGAAGAAGUGGGCUUCUGCGCCAGGGCGGUCUUCGACGUCUAAGUGGGCCGACAUUGAUGCCAUCACCAAGGCUGGCGGUGCAGGCAAGAACCUCGACACAAAAGAUCUCCUGGCGGCGAAACAGGACAUCGUGCUGGAAUACACGUAUCCCAGACUCGAUAUCGAGGUCAGCAAGAAGCUAAACCAUUUGCUCAAAUCUCCAUUCGUUGUACACCCCGGCACUGGAAGGGUUUGUGUGCCCAUUGAUACGCGACCGGGCAAGCUGGAGGAGUUUGACCCUACAGCUGUACCGACAGUGCAAAAUCUCCUGGGAGAAAUCGACGCGUGGACGGAGGAAGAGGGCACGGGAGACGCCAAGACCAGCAUUCAAGACUGGGAGAAGACCAGCCUGAAGCCGUAUAUCGAGCAGUUCAGGACCUUUGUCAGCGCAUUGUUGAAGGAUGAGAGAGGGGACGUCAAGGUGAAGAGGGAGCGGGAAGAGCCCGAGUCGAUGGAGUUCUGA